Molecule: messenger RNA, 1182 nt
Organism: Aspergillus affinis
Lineage: Eukaryota; Fungi; Ascomycota; Eurotiomycetes; Eurotiales; Aspergillaceae
Exons: 2
Coding region: 1-1182 (393 amino acids)
Biological process (GO): transsulfuration
Cellular component (GO): cytoplasm
Molecular function (GO): carbon-sulfur lyase activity; pyridoxal phosphate binding
Source: RefSeq, a predicted model, not a curated record
AUGUCUCUGCCCCUGGAUGAUCUUGAAGCCACAUUUUCGUUGGCUACGAAUGCAAUCCAUCGAGAUGAUCGCUAUGCCGGACCUGAUGUUGCGCCGGCAAUGCAUCCCAGCACGACUUUUCGAUAUUCUUACAACCCAGAGGAGCUCUCUCCUCAGGAAAAACUCUCUAAAACCGACAUGGUCUAUGCCAGACUUGCCAGACCGACCGGAUCUCGCUUUGAACAUGUCCUGACCACGCUUCUCAAAGGAGAGGUAUUGGUUUAUUCAACGGGGCUUUCUGCGAUUCAUGCCUAUCUAGUCCACCUCGGACCGAAGAGAGUCGCGAUUGGAGGAGGCUACCACGGCACACAUGCAGUUCUGGAUAUACAUCACCGCAUGUCCGGCACGCAGAAGCUAGGUCUGGAUGAGACCGAUAAGCUUGAGGCCGGCGAUGUUAUUCAUCUCGAGACACCUCUGAACCCAACUGGUGAAGCUCGGAACAUUGCCGCGUAUUCGAAGAUUGCAAAAGAGAAAGGCCUUUAUCUCGUGGUCGACUCCACAUUUGGUCCACCAGCAUUGCAAGACCCAUUCAUAUGGGGUGCAGAUAUUGUCAUUCAUAGUGGCACCAAGUACAUUGGUGGUCAUAGCGAUAUUAUGUGUGGCAUCCUGGCGACGCAGCGAGAGGAUCUGUUCAUGGGGUUAUGGGAGGACCGCUGUGCCCUGGGAAAUAUUCUUGGUGGCUUCGAAUCAUGGCUGGGGCUUCGAAGUCUUCGCACUUUGGAUAUACGGUGUCGAAGGCAAAGCGACAACUGCACCGCCCUCGUGGAAUGGAUGGUCGAAAUGAUCAAUGACAGUGAACCAAACCCGGUCAAUCAAACCGUGCAGAAACUUACCCACUCAAGCCUGCAAGAAAACGACAUGGAAUGGCUGCGACAGCAAAUGCCAAACGGAUUUGGCCCCGUUUUUGGCAUGAUGAUGAAGAAGGACGAAUUUGCGCAGUGGCUGCCGAGCAAGCUUCGCGUGUUCCAGCACGCAACGAGUCUUGGGGGUGUGGAGAGUUUGAUCGAGUGGCGACGAAUGUCUGAUCAUGCGGAGAAGGGCAAUGUUCUCCGGAUCAGCGUAGGAAUCGAAUCCUGUGACGAUCUCCAGAGCGACUUGUUAAAUGGCUUCCGAGCCUUGAUGGAGGAGGGAUUCGCCAACUAG